UGGGCUCUUUCCAGUGAGCCAUGGUGCUUCUCUGGGUGGCUGGCCCAUCAGCUGUUAGUUCCCUCUGAAGGGCAGACAUUUCAGUUGGAUUUCAGGAUUUCGUUGGUCGCCAACCUUUAUUCUCCGGUUUCCAAGCGCCUUUUGGCUGCAUGUUUAUUCUAAAAGCUCCACUGCCCUCGGGUGGCAGCGCUGGGCAUUGUUGAAGGCACCGCACGCUGUCUAUUGCGAGAAUGAAAUCCCAAAAGGAUAAUUCCCAAUAGUCUGGCCAUUACACAUGUUUACGGAAAACUAGAUUUUGAUGGAUUUUAUGUUACCUAAAAUAAAGAGGAUGCUUCUUAGUUGAACCGAAGAAUAGACUUUCUGAAACAGGAAAAAAAAUUAAUGAGCUGACUUUAAUUCGCUAAUUUUAAGCUGAUUUUUAAGCCAAAGUGCUGUUGAUUUCGGGGAACAAAUAUUUAAAUGGGCUAAAAUAGGGAAAUAGUGAAGAUUUAGACUAACCCACGGAGUUUGGACAAGACCGAAGCAGGGCUUUUAAAGAAAAGUAAUGUCUCUUCUAAAUCUGAUUUGGUUUUCAACCGGUCAAUUGAUAGUGUUUAUUGAGCUCGAAAGUCUAUAAUGAUCCCUGCCAACAGGAGCUUGCAAUCUAGUGGGGGAUGUGGACAUCAUUCAUGAUCAGUUUUUUUAAUUUUUUUUCAAAACUCUGAUAUUGCCAUUCUGAAAACAUUAUGUAUUUGGCAUCUAGACCCAAGUACUUUUUUAAAAAAUAAAAACAACAAUUAGCGAUAACAUUUUGAAAAGACUAUGAACUACGAUAGACUUUUCCCCUUUUAUCCAACUCACUAUCCUGCCACUUGAAAGAGAAAGCUGUAUUAAAUGAUCUCAUGCGAAAAAGAUGGAUCUUUCAACAUGGGUUAUUGUGGCUAAAGAUGGGGUUCACAAUAUACAUGGGAAAUGCAAUGUUUUAUUACCACACAUAUGAAGAAAUUAAUUUCUAAAUCUGAGAGAGUUGGGAAGGGGAGACAUAUUAUUGAGAGACCAUCUUCACUAUUCUCUAUCAGUAGAUUUAAGAACAGUAUCUAGGAGUAUUCGUUUAAGAUGAGUCAACUAUCUCCAUAAAGCUAGCAGAACGUAAGUAUUUUUAAUUCUGUCUUACAUAUGAAGCAAAGAGGUGAUUUGAACAAAGUCGCAUAGGAGGUCAAUGGCAAGGUCUCAAUCAGUCAAUGGUAUUUAUUGAGCACUGUGAAGAGCACUGAACUGAGCACUUGAGAGAGUAAAAUACAAUGGAGUUGGUAGAUAGGAUUCCUGCCCUCCUGGAGAUUAUGGUUUACAGGGGGAUACAGACGUUAAAAUACACUGCAGGUGAAUAUGUACAUAAGUGGUGUGGGUUGAAAAUCAGUGCUUAAAGGUUACAGACCCAAGUGCUUAGAUGAGACCAAAGAAAGGGCAAACAGGGAAAGUCAGGGUUUAGUCAUGGAAGGCCUCUUGAAGGAGGUAUGAUUUUAAUAAGGCUUUGAAGGUGGGGCAAAUGGUGAUUUGUCGGUAUAUUAAGGUGGAGAGAGUUCCAGGCCAGAGGUAGGACGAGAGCAGGGCUCAGCAGUUAAAAAGAUGAGAUUGAUACAGUGAGUAGGCUGGUGUUAGAGGACCGAAAUGUGUGGGCUGGAUUGGAGUAGGAGAUUUGAGAAUUUCCUGACUUCCAGCAUAUUCUCAGUCUCUGGAAAACUGUUGGAAGUACAGAGAUGUAUACGGUUGAACCCCCCUUCUGAAACCUCAAUUCUCCCACAUAACAUGUUGUCUGAUUUUGGGUAAAGGAUGUUAGUUGGGUGCACAUCAUGGUUAGAUCAGUUUCCUUUGUCAUCGUCAGUGUUAGAGAAUGAUAAAAAAAAAGUUCUCCCAGGACUAAACAUAAAAAUGAUUUUUAAAAAGAUCGGUUAUACAAGGACUUUGCAAGGCAGUGCAAGAAGAGAGUCUUUCCCUUGGAGGUGGCCACAGUGCCAUCCAUUGUAGUGUGGAUUGAUUCCUUGGCCUUCCGACUCCAAACAUUGAGGAGAGGCCCUGAGAAAUUUGCCCCUUAUGUAGGGGCAGAAAAGAAUGAAGAAGAGUGAGGUUCUUCCCUGGUAGGAGUUACUGAGAGACCUCAUGCUUUCCACACUGCCACUGUAUUCAGUCCCAAUUCUAGAACAAUUAAACCAUUCAAAAGGAAAGCAUGGCUGUCUUGUUUCCCACAUGGCUUGUCUCGCAACAAAAGAGUUUGCACCCUAAACAAACACAAAAUGAAAACCUAUUGAUCAAAGCUUUGAACUGAGCCCUUUCUGUCCAGCCAGGCAAGAUCCAGGCCCCUCUCUGUCUUUUAUCAUUCCCAUGGGAGACAAUGGUAGAGGGAGGAACCGAGCCAGAUCUCCAAACUGCUGAGCCAGCUCUGGAAAGGCAGAGAAGAGUGACGUGGGGGCUUGUGGAUUUUAUUUAGUGGGCUGCCCCAGGCCGGCUCUCGAUGCCCUAGAACAGAUCAGCAAGAGCCCCAACGUCAUCAGCGAGUGACUGGGGAGAGGGGAGCCGAACUUCCAGCCAAAAUUUGACCGAAGGAGACCAACCCCUCUCGGAGGGGCCAGGGAGGAAGCUCGGGGAGGAGGCCGUCGGAAGCCUCACCGGCCGGCAGUCCGCACCAUGUACAGGAGCAGCUACCUGCAUGAGACCCGAAAGGAGAAGUAUGAGCGCUCGGACAUCUUUGAUGAGCCACAGCCCCCGGCUGAGCUGAGUGGCCUGACCCAGGCUCAGGGCCUGGAGAACCUGCAGGAACUCAAUGAACAGUUUGCCAACUACAUAAACUGGGCCCGGGGGCUGGAGCAGCGCAACGCCAUCUUCCGCAAGCAGCUGGAGACCUUCCGGCGCCUGGAUGACCUGGCGGGGCUGGAAGAGGCCUUUGCUGAGCAGAUAGAGUUGAAUCACCAGCGGGUGAAGGAGCUGGCCCAUGACCGCACCAAGCUGGAACGCGAGGGCAAGGAUGCCCAGUGCUCACUGGAUGAGUUCCGCAACAAGUAUCAAAAUGAAUGUGACUAUCAGCUCUUAUUAAAAGAAACCCUUGAACGCCUUAAUAAGGAAGCAGAUGGGGCCUUGCUACAAAACCUGGAGCUUCAGAUCGAAUCUCAGUUUCUGCAGGAUGAUAUUAAUGCAACCAAGGACAGGUACAGGAAGAAUCUCUUGGAAAUUCAGACCUAUGUCAGUGUCUUACAGCAGAUCAUUCAGACCACCCCUUGUGUUUCCACUCUCUCCUUUGGGAUCAGUGAGGAGAAGCUGAUUGCUGAAAGGAGAAUUCCUAUCCUGCAGAGUCACCUAGAGGAGUAUAAAAGUAUUCUGGCUCAGUUACAAACACAGAAAUCCAAGCUACAGGCCGAGACUACAGUGCUGGAACAAGCUAUUAGAAACACCCAUGAGAACUAUGAUGAUGAGAUCCAGCUUUACAACGAGCAGAUCGAAACUCUGAGGAAAGGGAUCGAAGAUGCCGAAAGAACCUUGGAAAAGUGUUCCAGUGACUGCCGCCAACUGGCAUCGUACCAGCAGUCUCUAGAAAACGAACUGGAACGCUACAGGCACAUCAUUGAGAAUGAAGAUCACAGGUUGAAUUCGGCUAUAGUUGGGACACCUGUCACACUCUUCAUGCAGAGUUAUAGAGCCUCAUCCAGUCCACCCCCUAGCGGGAAAGAUAUCACUCGGGCUAUCCAGGACAUCGCCACAGCAAAACCAAGACAAAAGAAAGUUUCAAGAAUAAAGGAGAUCACAGCUAAAGACAAAAUGGAUAAAACUUCAGGGGACAAAGUAUUCCCCCACAUCCUGGAAGGCUUGGAUGGGGAGCAACCAGGAAUUCAAAAAGAGAGCACUUCCAAGCCAGACCUGGAACUUGAAGAAUUAGGAAUUCCGGAACAAGAAGCAAAUCGCCAGGACAUUCCUGAUGGUGCUCAAAUAAGCAAAGCUUGCGAUAAACUGUGUAACAUGGUGAGAGAAAGGGUGAAAAGCCCUGAAAUAUCUGAACCCCAAGCAGAUCUCUACAACAAAGGAAGUUAUGUCCUUGUUACGGGGGAUGCCAAUUAUAUAGACCCCAGCUUUUGUGGCUCAUCCAUCCCUGCUAAAGGUGGGAUUGUGGUUUCCAUCGAUGGUGACCAGAUAUCCAACGGCAAGGGAGUGGAGGCCCAGCCUGGAGUGCCAGAACCCACGUGCUCAAAUGGGAAAGGAGAACCGGCUGGCAAAGAGGCUGCUGCUAAAGACAGGCAAGUUUUAGAAGAUAAAGAGAGUGGAAGAGAAAUCAAAGAUGGAAAAAAGACAGAAGAAAAAACCGGGGACCCUUCUAAAGGUAUGGGGAUGACUAAUCAAAUUCCCCCACCAGGGCCUUCUGGACAGGCCCCAGUUCCACAUCUAAAGGCAGGAGCCAGCAAGGAACGAGAUAAGAAGCACACAGACAAAAGAAGCAGCCAGUUGGAAAAGAACUUGCCCGGCUCUGUGACUUAUGAAAAAGUGGAAGUGGUUGAGUCCAUUGAAACAUUUUCAGCGGACCAAAUCCAGACUUACGAAGAAACCGCGCUAAUUGUGGAGACCACGAUUGAGAAGAAGGGGGCUGCAAGUUCUUCACCUGACCCAGGCUUGCAGUAAGAAAGUCUUCCCGAUCUCUAGCACCUUUGGGUUUGGGAGCAAGUGGUGAAGUUUUGAUAUUGUAUUGUUUGAAUAAGCUGUAGUUGAUUCAGUGGAAA
Messenger RNA from Ornithorhynchus anatinus (platypus), 4736 nucleotides. RefSeq names its product beaded filament structural protein 1 (gene BFSP1). The record is from RefSeq and is a predicted model, not a curated record. Gene Ontology annotation, biological process: lens fiber cell development. Gene Ontology annotation, cellular component: cytoplasm; intermediate filament. The transcript is spliced from 8 exons. The coding region runs from base 2662 to 4638 and encodes 658 amino acids. Gene Ontology annotation, molecular function: structural constituent of eye lens. NCBI's taxonomy places the organism in Eukaryota, Metazoa, Chordata, Mammalia, Monotremata, Ornithorhynchidae.